This is a messenger RNA of Symbiodinium pilosum, 828 nucleotides long. The record is from the annotation of a GenBank genome assembly. NCBI's taxonomy places the organism in Eukaryota, Dinophyceae, Suessiales, Symbiodiniaceae.
AUGGGGAACAAGCGCCAGAAAAGUGCUGGGAAAGCCCGCGAGUGGGACUGCAGCAAAGUUGUGUCUCGAAUAACACACAGCCUGUCUUCGCAGAGCGACGAUUGCGUGUUUUUGGUCCUGGUGCUGUCUGGUGCGUUGAACCCCGUGCAUCGCGGACACACAGAGAUGCUGCGACAUUCCAAGAAGCUGCUCGAGCAGUCAUCUUUAGAUGGACGGUCUGUGGUUGUCGCGGGCUAUGCGCUGGCUCCUUCGAGCGAGAGCUAUGUUAAGCGGAAGCUGGGUGCCCACGCGAUCAGUCUUGGUGAUCGCGUGCUCAUGUGCGAGGCGGCUGCGCAUUCAGAAGAACUCACCUGUGUUGUGCCAUUUGGCAUAGCUAGUGCUCUUCAUACAGCAGCCGAGAUGCGGCCGUGCCUCGAGAGGAGACUUCGCAUUGCCAUGGACCACCUGGAGUCGCCGGCUUGCUUUGAUCCAAAGCACGAUGUUCACAUCCUGCCUGUGUACGGUUCCGACUUCUUGGUGAGAUGUCCUCAGGCUGCACGCCAGCCCACCCUCAUCACCUUCCGACAGGAUGAAGAGGACACCGCCGAGAGGGCAGAGCAGAUUGUGGCAUCUGAGACCAAGCUUCAUCCCUCUUUCCGGCUGCUAAAGGUUGAGAGUGGAGCGAUCCCCGACUUUAGCUCAACAGCCAUUCGAGAGGCUUUGGAGGUUGCCAGCAAGGCGCCGGAACCUGCGUCAGAGGCCUGGGGCUACCUGAAGCGUGCGCUACACCCUGAUGUGCUCGAUCUUUUUGCUGCCCGCGAUGGCGUCGGGGCAGCCGCUAAUGAGUAA